AUGACCCAGCCAAGCCAAGGGAAGAGAGAGCACGAGACGCGAGAGGAAUCUUCACACCAGAAGGUGAAACAGCGACGGUCACGUACAAACUUCACGCUCGAACAGCUGAACGAACUGGAGCGGCUCUUCGACGAGACCCACUACCCGGACGCCUUCAUGAGGGAGGAGCUGUCGCAGCGCCUGGGUCUCUCGGAGGCCAGAGUGCAGGUGUGGUUCCAGAACCGACGGGCCAAGUGCAGGAAGCACGAGAGCCAGAUGCACAAAGGUUCUCGGCGUUUUUCGCAGUUCGUUGAUUUUUUCCAAGUAAAAAGUCACAUUAUAGCGCCCGUGUUCUUAUAUCAAAUUAUACUGAUUACUGAUUCCGCUCACGUCGGGGGCUCUGCCGUCCUCGUGCACGCUGUAGCCAUCCUCUGUGCCCGCUCCUGUAACCGUACUCGGCACCGGCGCCGAGACAAUGUCAUUAGCAGGAUGUACACAAUGCCGAAAGUCUGGAAAAUCCGAGCUAAUCAUAUUCAGGCAACCGGCAUGCUGCUCUCCCCGUCGUCCACCGCCGCCUCCCCGAUGGGCGUGAUGCCAGCCAGCAGCGUGGGCCUCGGCAGUUCGGGCGGGGUGGGCGUGCCCCUCGAGGCGUGUCGCGUGGCGCCCUACGUGUCUCCGCUUCGCCUUCAUCCUCCUGCGUACGACAGGCUGCCCACGCUGCCGGCGCUGUCGCUCGACCCCGCGCUGCUCUCCGCCGCCCAUCAGUACGCUGCGGCGGCCGUUAGCACUGGAGGCAGCAGCGGCGGCACCAGCAACCCCCUGACGUCUCCGCCUCUGCUGUACUACCCGCACCCCACGUACCCGCUGGCCCUGUCCGCCCUCGCCGCCGCCGAGAGGAUCUCCUCCAAGAACUCCUCCAUAGCCGAGCUCAGACUGAAGGCCCGCAAGCACGCCGAGGCCCUCGGACUCACCAUGCCGCCGACAUAACUGGGCGGGUCCGCCGGCC
Penaeus vannamei (Pacific white shrimp) is the source of this 985-nucleotide messenger RNA. Lineage: Eukaryota; Metazoa; Arthropoda; Malacostraca; Decapoda; Penaeidae. The record is from RefSeq and is a predicted model, not a curated record.